Molecule: messenger RNA, 1478 nt
Organism: Chara braunii
Lineage: Eukaryota; Viridiplantae; Streptophyta; Charophyceae; Charales; Characeae
Source: the annotation of a GenBank genome assembly
GCCGGUGGUGACGGCCAUAGCUGAGUUUGUCAGCGGGUAGAUUGUCUUUGUUCCCGCCCCCUGGAACAUGGAAUUUGAACUGUCAACUCUUGUGGUUUUUGUACUAGUCAACAGUUACAUCACGUUGUCGAAGGGCGGUUGCUAGCCCUUGGAUAGCCAUGGAAGCAAUUCAUAUCCCUUUGGGGGCUCAAGAGACAGGAGCUCAAGGAGAUAGAGCUCAAGUUCCGAAUGAUAACGUGCUUGAAGAAAAGCGAGUGAAGCAGAUGAUGAGAGCUUGCUAUGAAGAUGGCAUCCUUCCAGCGAACAUUGAUGGAGGCACCAUGGAAGUCAAUGGCAGGGAGGUAACUUUCGUGCUUAACAACUCGAUUGACGAACUGAAGGUGAGGUGGCUGAAGGCCAGGACAGUGACGGUGAUAUUUCGUGAUGGGGCAAUAUUCCUUCCAAGGAGAGUCAAGGAAGAUGUUAUUCGCGCUUACAAAGAUGGUUGGAUGAGGGACGACACCUUUGGAGCAAAUUUCAAACGAGGCCGAAUCAAAGUGGAGUCUCUGAAUGUGGCUUCUUAUGUUCCAAGGAUACAAGAAAUUACCGAUUGGAUGCUGAACAAGAAGACCGAUUUCAUCGAUUUGGGAGGAACCACAUACCGCACUGAGUUCAAACCCUGGAUGACCAGGGCCGAAGUCAGAGAUUGGAGGAUGACUAUUGAUGAUAAGUUUUUUUGGGUAGUUGCUGUUGGAGUACGUCUGGACGAGAUGGUCUUUCUACGAGAUCACGUGGAGAGAGCGAUUGGGAGAGUUGUGAAGGCCCAUUUACCAGAAGCCGGCGAGGUUGACCCAAAAUUGGUCAACCUGCAGUUUGAUAUUGACUCCAGCAGGAAAGAGUUUAUGAAGGAUAAGAUAUGGAUCAAACCUGCCAGGGAGACCUGAUGGAGGUGAAGUUGGCAUGUGCUGAUAGCGAAUGGUGCAGAAGGUGCCGCACGUUCUUCCAUACGGAAGAUACUUCCAGGCAUGCAAGGAGGAAUCAAGGGGAGCGACCUUCCAACAAUCCACAAGCGUCUACUGCCUCUACAGGAGGAGUUCCUCGGUCACAAUAUCAAGGUCCGCUUCGAGCACUAGGAGCGGCCGCCCAACAGUCCUCCGGAGUAGGAAUCAGCAACAUGGCGCCACCUGGAAUUCCAGCGGAAACUGUACUUCGAGUUAAUCCUACGUUUUCCCCCUUCCCUCGACAGUCAAGUGGAGGAGGAGGAGUCCAGCAACCCGUCCCGGUGAAUCCGACGACAAAUCUUGCCUGGGCAUCAUAUCUGCAAGGAAUUCCGCCGCAUCCGUUUCUGCCUCAACAACAAGGCUUCUCUGGUGCAGAUCCACUUCUGAAUGCUAGUCCUGCAGUGGUUAACCUUCAUGCUUUUGCCCCUUAGACCUAUGGGCAAGGGGGUACGCUCCAAGGUAUGAAUCGGGGUAUGGGAAUGAAUCCCCAAUACCAGC